UAUAUAUAUGUGUGUAUAAAUAUAUAUAUGCAUAUAUUUAUUAUUACUAUAUAAUUAUAUAUAUAAUUGCCUUUAUGGUUUAUGUAUAUCAUCUUACAAGACAAAUAAAUUAAUAGUGAUUAUUUAAAUCAGUUGCUUCUGAUCCAUGAGCAUAAACUUUAUUAUCUCUAACUUGCCCGUUACACACAGACACACAUUCAUAUAAAUAUAUAAAAUAUAUAUACUUUAAAUUUAAUUCUGUGCAGUGUGUGCUAAAGCAAUACAAGGGAAACUGCACAAUACAAUGCAAGGGAAACUACGCAAAGGAGGGGGCUGUUCCCUCUAUAAUUAUUAGAGGAGCUCUAUAAUCUUUGCUUUGGAUUACAGCGGGUGGCAUACCGGAUGUCGUGUUCUGUAUUAAGAAAUGGCAGCCGUGAUGUUCUGUCACGUAUUACACGUCAGUCCAUUGGAUUUCGGAGGAGUGGUCUAUCUUGCUCCGCUAUAAGAUCUUUGGUUUACAGUGAAUACAGAUUAGAACAUUCACAAAUCCAACCUAUCACCAGGAUGCAACUAGCAUAAAUUAACCACUCCCCACUGAGUUUAUUAUAAAUUACGCAAGAACGUUUGGCAUCAUUUAGUGUGUGAUUGCACAAGGAGAAAGAUGAAACUACUGUACAAUCUGCAUGUUUUGCUAAUUGUCAUCUAUCUAAGUCCAGCCUAUCAUGGAGAUGAAAUUAUUGGUGGUCAUGACGCUGUUCCUCAUUCAAGACCCUAUAUGGCAUCCCUCCAAAAGUUUGAUGGGCAGGAAAGGCAAUAUAAACAUGAUUGUGGAGGGGUUUUGAUCAACCGUAAAUGGGUUCUAACUGCAGCUCAUUGUGAAACCGAAGUAGGCACCAUUGGUGGAAAACGGAAGCUUCGAGUGGUUCUUGGCGCACAUUCUCUUUCGCGAUACGAGUCGAGUAAACAAAUAUUUCAUAUCAAGAGACAGAUUCCCCAUCCAGAAUUCAGUCGUAUUACUACGGAAAAUGACAUCAAGCUGCUGGAACUGGAGAAUAAUGCAAUGAUCACCAAUGAUGUGGAUGUGCUCAAACUACCUGGAGGAAUGGUUGAUGAUCUGAAGGCUGGAACUUCCUGCUUCGUGGCAGGAUGGGGAAAAACAAGUGAAGAAUUUACAUCUGACACACUUCAAGAGGUGACAAUAGAAGUAAUAGAUCGUAAAACAUGCAACAGCGAGGACUAUUACAAUCACAAUCCUGAAGUAACCCAGAACAUGAUCUGUGCUGGUGACAGUGAAGGCAGAGGAGAUUCUUGUGCGGGUGAUUCAGGUGGCCCUUUGCUUUGCAAUGGAAAGUACGUCGGGAUUGUGUCCUUUGGCAAAGGAUGUGCAGAUCCCAAAAAGCCUGGAGUUUACACUUUUGUUUCUAAAUACCUUUGUUGGAUUUGGAAAACCAUUGCCAUGCAGGCUUACAAUAUGACCAAUGAAGGGCUGUAUUGAGUCAUCAGCGUGCUACUUCACUUUGCUUUACUAACUAUGAUGCUCAAUCAAUUGGCUUAGAUAACCAGCAUGCUUCCAUCUAUAUCUGAGUAUAAUGUGUAACAUUGUACCACAAAAUGCAAUAAAAACUAGAAUUGU
Messenger RNA from Leucoraja erinaceus (little skate), 1612 nucleotides. RefSeq names its product granzyme K-like. The transcript has 5 exons. Lineage: Eukaryota; Metazoa; Chordata; Chondrichthyes; Rajiformes; Rajidae. The coding region runs from base 641 to 1474 and encodes 277 amino acids. Gene Ontology annotation, biological process: proteolysis. Gene Ontology annotation, molecular function: serine-type endopeptidase activity. The record is from RefSeq and is a predicted model, not a curated record.